AUGAGAAUAUUAUUUCUAAACUCCCUCCAAUUUGUCUUCCUCUUUUCUUCACCCCUAUUAUGGGCCGUGGAGGCCCAAACCCGAACAUGGGCCCAUCGGGUCGAAACUAAUAAUGAAGUCAUAACCACACUCCAAUUCUAUUUCCACGACAAGUUGAGCGGUCAAAACCCGAGUGUGGUGAAGAUUGCUCAAGCUCCACAAACAAACAGCUCCUCCACACUUUUCGGGAUGCUGGUGAUGAUCGAUGACCUGUUGACAGUUGGGCCCGACCCAUCAUCACGGGCCGUGGGCCGGGCCAGAGGUAUGUACGGGUCGGCCGGGAAAACGGGCCUGGACCUCAUCAUGGUCCUUAAUUACGGGUUCACUGACGGAAUAUAUAACGGGAGCUCGUUUAGCUUAUUGAGCAUAAACCCGGCCUUGCAGCCCGUACGGGAAAUGGCUAUCGUUGGUGGGACUGGGCUUUUUCGGUUGGGCCGAGGAUAUGCCUUGGCCCACACGCAUUGGAUUGAUGUGGCCACGGGUGAUGCUAUCGUGGGCUACAAUGUUACAAUUGCUACAUAUGUUUAA
Messenger RNA from Striga asiatica, 567 nucleotides. NCBI's taxonomy places the organism in Eukaryota, Viridiplantae, Streptophyta, Magnoliopsida, Lamiales, Orobanchaceae. The record is from the annotation of a GenBank genome assembly.